Molecule: messenger RNA, 2159 nt
Organism: Rhinichthys klamathensis goyatoka
Lineage: Eukaryota; Metazoa; Chordata; Actinopteri; Cypriniformes; Leuciscidae
Gene: bin1b
Product: bridging integrator 1b
Exons: 19
Coding region: 349-2076 (575 amino acids)
Cellular component (GO): plasma membrane; cytoplasm; synaptic vesicle
Molecular function (GO): phospholipid binding; tau protein binding
Source: RefSeq, a predicted model, not a curated record
GCUCUCGCUCUCUCUCUUUCUCUCUCGUUUUCCAGUCGCUGUGACUAGAGGCAAAUAACGGAACCAGUUAGACCGUAAAUUGCUUGACAGUUUUAAGUUUAAAUUGUUUGAUACCGUAGUUCGGAAAAGGUUUAGUCUAAUAAUAAUAACCCCGUGUCCACCUUUAAAACUCUAAACACUGUCUCUUUAAGAGGGUUUAGCCUAUACCUACCGACCUCCUGGCUCCUGUUGAUCCGACAGUAUUUCCCCAUACAUUACUGUUCUUCUGUGCCUGCUGCCAUCUGCGCUUUACUUUAUUCUUAACGGUUUAUUUAUUUAUUCACUUUGGAAACUUGAAGAAGCUCAAACAUGGCAGAGGUAGGGAAAGGAGUCAACGCCGGGAAACUGGCCAGUAAUGUACAGAAGAGGUUAACCCGAGCACAAGAGAAGGUGAUGCAAAAGCUGGGUAAGGCGGAUGAAACGAAAGACACGGCCUUUGAGGAGGGAGUGGUCAACUUUAACAAGCAGCUGGUCGAUGGCACCAAACUGCAGAAAGACUUGAAAGCGUAUUUGGUGGCAGUCAAAACCAUGCACGAGUGUUCAAAGCGUCUGCAUGACUGUCUGGCAGAAAUGUACGACCCCGAGUGGUUUGGCAAAGAGGAGGUGGACUCCAUCGCAGAGGAGAUGAUAGAGAAAGAAAUGGAUAAUAAUUUAGAGGACACUGACCUCCUGUGGCAAGAUUUCCACCAAAAUCUGACUGACAAUGCCCUCAUUUCCAUGGAUGCAUACUUGGCUCAAUUUCCAGACAUAAAGACUCGCAUUGCUAAGCGUGACAGGAAGCUGGUAGACUUUGACAGUGCCAGACAUCAUUUCGCUUCUAUACAGAAAGGCAAGAAAAAGGAUGAGGCCAAAAUUGCCAAGCCUCUGACUCUGGUGGAGAAGGCGGCUCCCGGCUGGGCUCAGGGAAUAAUCACAGCACACCAAUUCGCUCAAACUAACCUCUCAAGAAACCAGGCUGAGGAAGAGUUGGGGAGAGCUCAGAAGGUAUUUGAGGAGAUUAAUUAUGAUCUCCAGGAGGAACUUCCCACCCUGUGGAACAGUCGUGUUGGCAUCUAUGUUAACACAUUCCAGAGUGUAGCCGGCCUGGAGGAAAAAUUUCACAGGGAGAUGGGCAAACUGAACCAGAAUCUAAGUGAUGUUAUGACCAAACUGGAUGAGCAGCGUCUAGCCAAAAAAGGUGUCAAGACAGCAAGCAUUGGGAAGAGCGAAGAAGCAGCCAACCACAGUCCCUCAGAUUCUGGGUCAGACGCCCCUAAAUCACCACAAAAGUCCAGAGAGGGACCGCCGGUCUCACAGCCCCCAAGGCCUGCUUCGCCUCAGGAGGUGAAAGAGGAAAACAUCAUUAACCUGUUUGAGGAUGCAGUGGUGCCUGACAUUAACAUUUCGACCCAGCCACAGGGGGCUUCGUGGAGUUUAUGGGAGCCUGGUCAGACCCCCGCUGCAGACCCCUCUCAGGACUCCGAUGAUAAAGCUGGCGCUCAGACGAAUGAAGCCUCUCCGUGGGAUGAUGAGGUCACUCCUGCCGUAGAGCCGAAUGAACCCCCCAGCUGGCAUGAGCAGGACAGUGUGUCUGCGCAGUCAGGCUGGGUCAGUGAGACUGCUGCGACUGCAGAGGCUGGAGACUGGGAGGACAGGGGUGUGGAGUGCUGGGGCGAGGAAGGGUCCCAGGUAGGGCAAGAGCAGGACGCAGAUAUAAACUGGGGCAGUGGUACGGCUCAGGCUUGGGAGGAGGAGUCAAAGCUGCCUCAGUGGGAGGAGCUUCAAAGUAAUGAAGCUCCAACAGUGACAAAUGGCUCAUCAGAUGCAGAGCUUCCUCCGUCUGUUCUUUAUAAGGUGAAAGCAAUGCAUGACUACGGAGCAACAGACAGUGAUGAACUUGACCUGAAGGCUGGUGAUAUUGUGCUUGUGCUUCCCUUUGCCAACCCAGAUGAACAGGAUGAUGGCUGGUUAGUGGGCGUAAAAGAGACACACUGGCUUGAGAAUAAAAACCUCCUAGUAAAAGGAGUCUUCCCUGAAAACUUCACGCAGAAACUGUGAGCGGAACAGCCACCUCACAACCACCUGUUCUUAUCCUUCGUUUUCUCACCACUCUACUGUGAUGACAUUUUUUAUAAAACAUC